Messenger RNA from Cucumis sativus (cucumber), 1137 nucleotides. Its product is annotated as fatty acid oxidation complex subunit alpha-like. The transcript has 4 exons. The record is from RefSeq and is a predicted model, not a curated record. NCBI's taxonomy places the organism in Eukaryota, Viridiplantae, Streptophyta, Magnoliopsida, Cucurbitales, Cucurbitaceae. The coding region runs from base 698 to 931 and encodes 77 amino acids.
CUUUUGGUCGAGCUGCUGUCAAUAUUCUUUUCACCUGCGCACCUGCUUCAAAAGCCCUUUACCCUUUGAAUAAUAAGGUCAGCUUCAUAGUUCCAACCUAGAUAAGGCUUUUUUAUGCCCUUUUUUUAGGUUGGGUUGCUGGAUACGGGAUCCUCGUAGUAGGCUGGACCAAGAUCCAGCCGAGAGAGGGCAGCCUUUAGAAGGAAGAGGUUGGGAAAGCAAGAGAAGGCUGAGCCUUUUCUUAUCUUUUUCCCUAGGCUCGCCCCUCUCCCUAUGGUCGAGUCUCUUCGCCCCUCUCCUUACAGUCUCAAUCAAAUUCUUUGACCCUCUCCUUACAGAAAAAAAAGAGGAUUUGGAUUAUUGACCCAAUGAGAAAGCACUAACAUCUUCCUCGUUGGGGCUUCGCGCACUGGGAAGACGCUAAGGCGACGGGAAAUCGGCCGUCAGUCUGAGGAAGCCCACGGAGCGGUAUCGAGAGGGCUAUCACAGUCAGGUGGAAAUUACCCCCGUACCCCUCUUUCAUUAUUAUGUUAGGGGGUUGAGGCGAGAAAUGGCUUGAUUCACCCUUCCGUUCGCCACGCACCGGCCCCAUUCACUUGCUUAUCGUAGAGGGACUUGCUGUUGCUGUUGAAGUAUACAGUGCCCUGCUGUUGCUGCUAUUGACGGACUUGCUUUGGGUGGAGGGUUAGAGGUCGCUAUGGCAUGCCAUGCACGAUUAUCAACCAAAACUGCACAGUUAGGAUUACCUGAACUUCAGCUUGGUUUAAUUCCAGGUUUUGGAGGUCAUAAGUGGUCACUUUGGGUGGUAAGGACCGUUGCAUUUGAUCCAAGUAACAUGUGGUUUUGUACUGAUUCAGCAGAUUGUACAAUCAAGUUCUCAGCAGAAGACUUAUCAAUACAAUGUCUGUCAAUGAAGAGGGUGUUAUGGUGAUUGGAGGUGCUUUUUUAUUGUUGUGAUCGUGACUAAACUUGGAUGGAAAUGUUGUUGGAUAAACUAAGCUCAGCCUCCCCUCUACUUUCUUUUUUCUUGAAACAUAUAUAUCGAGCAUUACACGUGGCUUUAAAUGUGUUUUACGUAAAUUUUUAUAAAAUUUUAAACUGUGAAUUACUUUUAACGUAAAGUCUUGAUUCAACUUU